This is a messenger RNA of Pelobates fuscus (common spadefoot toad), 1641 nucleotides long. It is a transcript of the gene PLEKHF2, whose product is annotated as pleckstrin homology and FYVE domain containing 2. Bases 305 to 1048 code for a protein of 247 amino acids. The transcript has 2 exons. Gene Ontology annotation, molecular function: metal ion binding; phosphatidylinositol binding. Gene Ontology annotation, cellular component: early endosome. The record is from RefSeq and is a predicted model, not a curated record. Gene Ontology annotation, biological process: endosome to lysosome transport; endosome organization. NCBI's taxonomy places the organism in Eukaryota, Metazoa, Chordata, Amphibia, Anura, Pelobatidae.
CGCGGUGCGGCUAGCGCUGUGUAGGGUGACAUGUGACUCGCUGGCCCUGUCCCAAUGGCUGGCAGAGGGUGGGGCCAUGGCGGCUGCAUGUGAUCAGAGGAGUGUCCGCUCCCCGGAGUGAGUCCCCAGCCUGCCUGCCGAUCUCCGGAUUAUUGUGACCGCGUUCGGCUCCCCGUUCCCCGCGCUGCUCGGUGCCGGGGGCUCGGUAUCGGUGUGGGAGCCGCUCGGUGUCGGGAGCCGAUCCUUCCCGGGCUGCACUCAGUGAGUCCCCGCUCACUCUCCAUUACCCGAUCUGUUAAAGAAGAUGGUGGAUCGCUUGGCAAACAGCGAAGCAAAUGCAAAGCGCAUUAAUCUUGUGGAAAACUGUUUUGGAACAGCUGGGCAGCCUCUAGCUAUACCGGGCAGAGUACUCAUUGGAGAAGGCGUGUUAACAAAGCUUUGUAGGAAGAAACCAAAAGCCAGGCAGUUUUUCCUGUUCAAUGACAUCCUUGUCUAUGGCAAUAUUGUCAUACAGAAGAAAAAAUACAAUAAACAGCACAUAAUUCCUCUUGAAAAUGUUACAAUAGACUCUAUAGAAGAUGAAGGAGAUUUGCGGAAUGGGUGGCUUAUCAAGACUCCUACAAAAUCAUUUGCAGUCUAUGCAGCUACAGCAACUGAGAAGUCAGAAUGGAUGAAUCACAUCAAUAAGUGUGUGUUUGAUUUAAUAUCAAAAGGUGGAAAGACGCCAAACAGUGAGCACGCUGCGGUGUGGAUUCCAGAUUCUGAUGCUACAUUUUGCAUGCGUUGUACAAAAGUAAGGUUUACACCCGUUAAUCGGCGACAUCACUGUCGGAAGUGUGGAUUUGUUAUCUGUGGACCUUGCUCUGAGAAAAAGUUUCUACUUCCAAGUCAGUCUUCCAAACCUGUACGGGUUUGUGAUUUCUGCUACGAUUUACUAUUCAGUGGAGAAAUGUCCUGUCAGGCUGGCAGAUCGGACUCUCUUUCUAGUUCUCCAAAAUCAACAAACAAUUUGUCUGAUAAUGACGACGACGAGGAUAGCAGUGACUAAGCAACUAUAUAAAUUCAACUUUUUUGAAUUAGUGCUGCUUCUUAUAAGGGGUUUAUGGCGUUAAGCAACCUUGUUUACCCUGGUUUUGCCUGAGAAUAUUUAACUACAUGUGCCUCUGAUUUAUAAUAUAUGUUUAUGUAUACUUUGUGCUCCUUCAGGGAUAAGAUGUAGAAAUCUGUAAUUGUGUUACUUCUGCGCAAUGUGUCCUGGUUUUUAUAGAAUUUUCUGUAACCUUGCAAUUGGUUUCCUUGAGUUAUAUAAUAUCUUGGAGCAGUUUGCAUCAACACUUUAUAAAUUUAAGCACAGUAUAUACUCCCCUUGAAUUUUAUAUUGUGCUUCAAUACUGUAAUUUAAAAUAUUAAGCAGUAGAUUUACAAAAACUGCCAUGAUGUGCCUUAUUAAUGAUAAAAUUGGAAAGCUUUUUUUUUUUUUAUUCCCUUAUUUCUGUAUUGAUAAUCAAACGCAUGGUGCUUGUUUGAACACUAUAGGAAUAAAGUAUUGCUCUACAUAAGGCAAAGAGCGCUUCAAGUUUCUUAAAAUGUUCCUUUUUAAAAAAUAUAUCUGCUAUUCUAAUAAAACAAUAUACAAAAUUA